UUCAACUUCCUUAUUACAGCUGGGACUUCCACUUACAGUCCCGUGAAUGCAGCAGAGGAGAGGGGAGCGCGAGGGAGUUCGUCUCUAACGCUUCCCGCUCCUUGCUGCAUCACCCGGACCCGGAUUCAGUGGACUGGACUGGACAGGAUUCGGUGUUCUAUUGUUCCACGGUUUGAAGAAAGGGGCCCCGCCCACGGCCCCACAUUCCCUGUAAACACCCCUGGCAGAAUGAUGUAAAGAGCUCGAAGUGGCCGAUUGGCCAAUCCAAAGAGCGGACGGACUCCAUGUCGGACUUUCCCUCCCUCCCUCCCUCCGCUCCUGUGCAGCGCGGUUACAGUGAUGCCUCUGCAGCUCACAGACGGAACGACACAGGAAGACUGGAGCGCACGGGACCCUACGAUCCAAGUGACGUCCUACAUGAUCGAUCCACACUUGUAAUAAUCGCAAACCUGAGAGGCAAUUUGAACCACAUUCUGAGGAUUAUUCUGGAGGCGAGUCCUGGACUAACAGUGAGCCGUGUUGACAGUGAGGUGGAGAAAUGUGCACGCAUGGAGGACGAGGAGCGUGGAAUUAAUCACAGGAGAGGAAAGAUACCGAAGAUGAGACACUAAAGGAGAGCUAGUUUCGGGGCCUGUGCAGACUUCUGGCGGCAGCGGUUGGAUGUGCAUGUCGACGCAGCCACGAUGACUAUGAAAGGCCUGUCCGGCAGCCGCAGUCACCACCACGCGGUGACCUGCGACCCCUCUUACGACUCCAUGACGCUGGGGCACUCGCACUUCCUCAACGCCGGGGAGGCUCACCCUGCUGACCACACCUGCUAUGCACAGCGCAACUCUGAGUGCAGCGCGUACCCUGAUCUGGCCAGCUGCACCUUCCCGCGCAGACAUUACAGCUCCCACCACGAGCUGAAGGAGGAGUGCAGCGCUCUGGUGCCUUACACAGGGCCAAAGGGGGGCAGUAAGGGAAGCGGGGGAGGCGGAGGAAACAACACUCGCAUCGCCUCUAACCUGCUGGAGCAGUUUGAGUGCCAGCCACCGGCACGGCAUGAAGGCUACCACACACUGCAGUACAAGCGCACUGCAGUGGAGCACCAACGCAGUGACAGCCCGGGCCGCAUCCGCCACCUCGUUCACUCUGUCCAGAGGCUUUUCACUAAGUCUCACUCUCUGGAGGGGCCCUCGGGGUCUGGUGGAGGAGGGAGUGGGAGGAUGAACGGCAGCAAAUCCAGUCCCGAUGAUCCUCCCUCUUCCUCUGGCACGCUGAAGCACAGCAAGCGCAGCAAGAGCAAGGACCGCUCAAAGUCGGAGCCCAAGAUGCGCACCGCCAUUUCGGGCUACUGGAGCUCGGACGACACGCUCGACCGGGAGGUCUGCCUCUACCACCAUCACCAUGCAGGAAGCACCGGAGGCCUGGCCUCUGGGGUCAUGACGAUGGGCCGCCACCCGGACAAAUCUCAAUCUCAGUACUUCAUGGAGUCCUACAACACAAUCAGCGCCCACUCUCUGAAGACGUCGCGCAGCAACAACGACGUGAAGUGCUCGACGUGCUCCGGGGGCAGCGGCAGGGGGCUGCCGCUGGUGAGCGCGCUGGACAGCCAGGUGCAGCUGAAGAAGAGCUCGUGGUCCUCGACUCUGACGGUGAGCAGAGCAAGAGAGGUCUACCAGAAAGCCUCAGUCAACCUAGAUAAAGCUCUAGUGAAAGCCGAGCAGGGACGCACCUGCCACUUCCUACAGGUGCCUCAGGACGACUGGAGCGGCUUCUCGCCGCUGGGGAAGGACGAUGAGAUCCCGUGCCGGCGGAUGCGCAGCGGCAGCUACAUCAGAGCCAUGGCAGAGGAAGACAGCGGCGACUCGGACUGCAGCCCCAAGCCCUCGCCCAAGGUCCAGGCGCGGCGGGCGAGUUACCUGAAGGCCACACAGCCGUCGCUCACGGAGAUGACGACACUCAAGAUUUCCACAGAGCACUCACCCAAGUUGCAGAUCCGGAGUCACAGCUAUCUGCGGGCGGUGAGUGAGGUUUCCAUCAAUAGGAGUCUGGACAGCUUGGACCCAGCAGGGCUGCUAGCCUCGCCUAAAUUCCGCUCGCGAAAUGAGAGCUACAUGAGAGCCAUGAGCACCAUCAGCCAGGUGAGCGAGGUGGAGGUGAACGGGCAGAUCGAGGCAGUGUGCGAGUCGGUGUUCAGCGAGAUGGAGUCGCAGGCCGUGGACGCCCUGGACCUCCCCGUGCCCAGCUGCUUCCGCAUGCGGAGCCACAGCUACGUGCGUGCCAUAGAGAAAGGCUGCUCGCAGGAGGAGGAGGAGGGAGGCGUCGCAGUGGGCAGCAGGAGGAGCAACUCGCCGCCGCGCACAACCACCACCGUCAGGACCAUCCAGAGCAGCACAGUGUCAUCAUGCAUCACCACCUACAAGAAGACACCUCCCCCAGUCCCACCACGCACCACCCCGUCCAAACCCUUCAUAUCCAUCACAGCCCAAAGCAGCACAGAGUCUGCCCAGGAUGCGUACAUGGACGGGGGCUCCGGCCCUCGGACAGGCAUCAGCUCCCAGCAGGGCCUGUCCAAUUCCACAGAGAGCAUCGACAGCAUGAAGGCCCUGACGGCGGCCAUCGAGGCGGCUAACGCUCAGGUGCACGGCCCUGCCAGCCAGCAUGUCACCAACAGCACCAUCACCAUCACUGCCACCGCCUCUGCCGUAGCCCAGGUCUCCACCGACAGCAAGGCUCAGAGGGAAGCCCUCCGCAAGUGCCUCUCCAUAGGGAUCCAGGUGGACCCAGAAGAAGAGGGGCCCACGGAGGAGCAGUCCAAGUUCCAGUCAAUAGGAAUUCAGGUGGAGGAUGAGCGAUGUUACCGCCGGAUGACCCGCUCCAACAGCGUGACCACAGCUGUGCAGGCCGACCUCGACGACCCCGCAGACGCCUUAGAGCUGCCACCGCGUCACUGUGCCACCAUGCCGCGCCAGCACUCCCGCGACGCCGCGUCUUCCUCCACCGUCAGCAUCCAAGGCUCGGGGAACCACUACCACGCCUGUGCCGGGGACGACUACGGGGAGGUGGGGUUCGACCCGUCCAUACUGCCCCCUCCGGACCCGUGGAUGGACAGCGUGCCGGAGCCGGAGGCAGGCGCUUUGGAAGCUGUCAGCAGAUCCGUGUGCCCCCGCGACGGCCGCUGGUUCCUUAAGCUGCUGCAGGCCGAGACGGAGCGCAUGGAGGGCUGGUGUCGACAGAUGGGGCAGGACGAGAUGGAGAACGAGCUUUCUGACGAGAUCCUGGGGAAGAUCCGCAGUGCAGUGGGGAGUGCCCAGCUGCUGAUGUCCCAGAAGUUCCAGCAGUUCCGGGAGCUGUGUGAGGAGAAUCUGAACCCAAAUGCACACCCAAGGCCCGUCUCCCAGGACCUGGCCGGUUUCUGGGACAUGCUCCAGCUGUCCAUCGAGAACAUCAGCCUGAAAUUCGAUGAGCUCCACCAACUCAAAGCCAACAACUGGAAACCUCUGACCCCCCCGGAAAUUCAGUGAGCUGCUUGUUGAGAAGCUACACUGCCUGCCUGCCAUGCACCGCUGGGGCCUGUCCAUCUCCAAUGGUCGCUUUAUUACCUCACGCAAUGACCACCGACAGUGCUCUCUUACCCCACGCAAACCGGAUGCCACCGCGAAACCGUAACCUCGUUCAGAGUUGCAUGCCCCGACAUAACGCCGUCAACAGCUACAGUGCUCGUUCUCUCUUUCUCUCUAACCCUCAUGCCAACUGGCUGCCGUACUCUUCUGUCAUUAAGACUAUUUGUCAUCCCGUCCAGGAGAGAAGGAUGCCGCCCCCCGUGCCAAAGAAGCCCCAGAAGGGCCACCCUCCCCUGGCGAGGGACCGCUCACUGGAGAGCUCCGAGCGCCAGCGCCUGGAGGCUCGGAAGCGCCUGCUCGCUGCCAAACGUGCAGCGUCA
Messenger RNA from Solea solea (common sole), 3928 nucleotides. It is a transcript of the gene dlgap1b, whose product is annotated as discs, large (Drosophila) homolog-associated protein 1b. Gene Ontology annotation, cellular component: postsynaptic specialization; glutamatergic synapse. NCBI's taxonomy places the organism in Eukaryota, Metazoa, Chordata, Actinopteri, Pleuronectiformes, Soleidae. Gene Ontology annotation, biological process: signaling. The coding region runs from base 684 to 3509 and encodes 941 amino acids. The record is from RefSeq and is a predicted model, not a curated record. The transcript has 14 exons. Gene Ontology annotation, molecular function: molecular adaptor activity.